Molecule: messenger RNA, 3093 nt
Organism: Physcomitrium patens
Lineage: Eukaryota; Viridiplantae; Streptophyta; Bryopsida; Funariales; Funariaceae
Biological process (GO): maturation of SSU-rRNA from tricistronic rRNA transcript (SSU-rRNA, 5.8S rRNA, LSU-rRNA); endonucleolytic cleavage of tricistronic rRNA transcript (SSU-rRNA, 5.8S rRNA, LSU-rRNA); ribosome biogenesis
Cellular component (GO): preribosome, small subunit precursor; nucleus
Molecular function (GO): GTPase activity; U3 snoRNA binding; GTP binding
Source: RefSeq, a predicted model, not a curated record
CCGAUGAGCUCGUGUAUCCAGUUCGUUGCCCUGAUUCUGCUCAACUUUCCGCAUGCCUUCGGUGAGUGCGACGGAGUCGGAUCAAGGCUCCAGUUGCAACAGAAAAUUGCUGCUCCUCGCCGGAGUAGCUCGGAGUUCGCUCUGUUGCGUUUUUGUGGUUCGUCGUCAUGGCGGGCGGUAGGACACAGAAGAAUAAGGCUCACAAGACACGGUUUGCGUCCAAGUCGUCCCGCAAUGCCCACAAAUUAGCAGCUGGUGAAAAAGUGAUUGGCAAGGGUCCUGCGCGUGUGCCUCUGCCUGGUCAAGCUGCCCGGGAUAUUAGGCUUCAGCGAAACAAAAACAUUCGUGAGCAGAAGAGAGCCGGUGUAUUGGCAGAGAAGCGUGCGACCAGCAGCUCUUCCAGUGCUCCUAGGAUCUUGGCCCUUGUAGGUCUCUCUGCAAAAGCUAAUGUUGAAGCUUUGAAGGAUCGGAUACUUUCAGCAUGCCGCACCGAAGAAGCAAACGGAACAACCGGUCAAAAUGACAAUUCUAUGGACAUGGAUAGUGCUGUUGUACGAGAGAGUAAGGAAACUGGAUCAAUAACUGUUGUCGUUCCCCGCUUCAAGCUUCGCCUUACGAUCAUACAAGCUCCACGAAAUGAUCUUCAAGGAUGUCUUGAAGUUGCGAAGGUGGCAGAUAUUGUUGCAUUUGUUGGCCAUGUUAUGCCAGAGGAGGGUGGUUAUAUUGAUCAGAUAGGAAAGAAAAGUUUGUCUAUGUUGCGAUCACUAGGCCUGCCAGUGACUACAGGACUUUUAGUGGGGCUAGACGAUGUUUCGGCGAAGAAGAAAUCGGAAGUCAAAAAAAGUGCACAAGCAGCCUUGCAAUCUGAGCUUCUAGAAGACACGAAAAUGCAUGUUGCUGAUUCUCAAGAGGAGUGCCAGCAGGUGUUGCGCCACUUAGCAGAGCAGCGACUAUCAAACCCUGCAUGGCGCGCUCAGCGUCCCUUUGUGGUCGGUAAUCAGCUUGAAUACGAGGAAGAUAGUUCUUCUCCAGGAACUGGUAUUUUGCGUUUGGCUGGUUACGUUCGCUCUCGAGCCAUCUCUGUCAAUCAGCUGGUCCAUUUAGCCGGAGUAGGUGAUUUUCAGCUCAAGCAGAUUGACAUGGUGGAGGAUCCAUGUCCUCUGAGGCAGCAGAAGCGACAUACUAGUGGAGACGUUAUGCAAGUGGAAAAUGACCCGGGAGCCCAGAAGGCGAGCUCUUCUGUAGCCGCGAACGCUGCUGUGCAGGAGCCUCUCAUUGUUGAGAAUACCCCUGACGAUCUUGCUGGAGAACAGACUUGGCCAACUGAAGAAGAGCUUGCACAAGCUGGAAAGGCGAAUCGUCGAAAGAAGAAACGUGUGUUACCAAAAGGCACAUCUGAAUACCAGGCUGCAUGGAUUGUGGAAGAUUCUGACCAGGAGGAAGGGGGUGAUGAUGAUGAUGCCAUGGAAGGUGAUGGUUUGGAUGAUCAAGCUAUGGAUGAUGAUAGAGAAGGUAGUGAGAUAAGCGAAGACGAUAGAAAAACAUCUGUUUGGGACGAUGACGAUGACACAAGGAGCGAAAUGAUGGAUGAAGAAAAUCUGACUCUUGAGCAAAGGAAGGCAGAAAUAGAGCGUCUGAAGGCAGCUCAUGCUGCUGAUGAAGAGUUUCCUGACGAGGUGGACACUCCAAGUGAUAUUCCCGCUCGUCAGCGGUUUGCCAAAUACAGGGGUUUGAAGUCUCUUCGGACUUCUCCAUGGGAUCCAAAGGAAUCGUUGCCAUUCGAGUAUGCCAAGAUCUUUGACUUCGAUAACUUUGUUAGAACCCAAAAGACUGUGUUAGCAAAAGCCAAAGAACUGGACUCAUGCACGCAAGAGGGGUGCUUUGCUGCUGGAUGCUACGUGAGGCUACAUGUUCUUAAAGUUCCAGCCUCCAAAGCUGAGCUCUUGUUAAAGUCGUACAAGACGAACCCAGUUGUGGUGUGCGGCCUUUUACAACAUGAAUCCAAGAUGUCAGUUCUGCACUAUAGUAUAAGGAAGAGCGAAGGUUAUACGGAUCCCAUAAAGUCAAAGGAGUUGUUAGUUUUCCACAGUGGCUUUAGGCGACAUCAUACAAGGCCUAUUUUUUCUACUGAUGAUCUUAACAUGGACAAGCAUAAGUUUGAAAGGUUUCUUCAUCCGGGUCGUUUCUCUAUUGCCUCAGUUUUUGCCCCAAUAAGUUUCCCACCUCUCCCACUUAUUGUAUUUAAAGAAUCGGAUCUACCAGAAGGAGUUAGCAUGGUCGCCACUGGUUCUUUACGAAGUGUGGAUCCAGAUAGAAUAAUAUUGAAGAAAAUAGUUCUAUCAGGAUAUCCACUUAGAGUUCAGAAACGAAAAGCAGUUGUCCGUUUCAUGUUCCACAAUCCGGAAGAUGUGCGCUGGUUUAGGCCGUUGGAGCUGUGGACCAAGUAUGGGAGAAGGGGUCGGAUUAAAGAACCUGUGGGCACUCAUGGUUCAAUGAAGUGUGUUUUUGAUGGAGUGGUGCAGCAAAGGGAUGCAGUGUGUGUAAACCUGUACAAACGUGUGUACCCCAAAUGGCCACAGUAAGUAAAGCGGAUUCGAGUACCACAUACUUAUUAUAUUUGUUCCUUCAAAGCGGCAACGCCGCAAUUUGGUUCUUGACCAGCUUCAAUCCAGCAUCCAAAAGGCAUACCUUAUGGUUACUAUGUCAUACUGGAGGUUACAAAUCUCUACUUGCGUCAUGUAGACAAACAGCCGAAUACGAGGUAGUAAUUUUUUAAUACAGAUUAGUUCCAAUCCCUUGAAGCAUGUUUGGAGUGGAAUUUUUGGAGUUGAGAUUUAGAAUCUGCCCGGGAAAAUGGAGGCGCACUGUCUUUGAUGCCUGUGAUGUCAGAUUUUUCACGAAGUGGAGUUGUUUCCUUGCAUGUCCGUCCAAGCAUACAUGCGCUAUGAACUGUAUGAAAUGUGUACUUACAUUCCAAGAUUCUUCUUUGAAGAGGCAUGUAAUUUCUAUGAGCGUUUCGAUUCUUUGGUCAGAACCAGAAACAGCUCAAAAAACUUUUAACUCAUAUUUAGUGGAGAUAAAUUUUCAUCUUCA